AUGGAUCUGGACCACUGGACCACCCAGUUCUUAACCGGCCACGGGGACUUUAGAGCCAAGCUCCACAGCUUUACGCUGGCUCCGGACCCCAUAUGCGAAUGCGACCGGAUGCCGGAAACCGCAAAGCACGUUUUGAUGUACUGUCCUAGAACCUUGGACGCCCGGAAGAAACUAAGACGGGUUCUGAGACAAGAGGGUGUCAGAUGGCCACCAGAGGAUGGCGCAUUCCUCACGAGCAAGAAAACGUAUGAGGCACUUGCAACUUUUGCAAGAGAGGCCUUAACAAACAGAUCGGACCGAUGA
This is a messenger RNA of Macrosiphum euphorbiae (potato aphid), 303 nucleotides long. Lineage: Eukaryota; Metazoa; Arthropoda; Insecta; Hemiptera; Aphididae. The record is from the annotation of a GenBank genome assembly.